Messenger RNA from Conger conger (European conger), 8267 nucleotides. RefSeq names its product LIM and calponin homology domains 1a (gene limch1a). Gene Ontology annotation, biological process: positive regulation of stress fiber assembly; regulation of focal adhesion assembly. Lineage: Eukaryota; Metazoa; Chordata; Actinopteri; Anguilliformes; Congridae. The transcript is spliced from 32 exons. The coding region runs from base 214 to 5649 and encodes 1811 amino acids. Gene Ontology annotation, molecular function: myosin II head/neck binding. Gene Ontology annotation, cellular component: stress fiber. The record is from RefSeq and is a predicted model, not a curated record.
GAGAAAAACCAACCCAGUGCAGCUCUCCGUGGAGCAACGGAACGUGUGAAUGCGAUACGGCGAGACUCCCGGACUGAAGUCGAAAAUACAUGUUCCGGAGAUUUUUAUUAGCAAACCAUUUUGGCUGCGCAGCUCUUUCGCCCCGCGAUUCUGGAUAGAUAUUUCAAGUCUGAACAACAGUGCGGCCAAUAGCCUGCUCUCACGGUUCUGCAAAUGGCCAGUCCCGGUUGUGAUAUUGGUCGAAAUUCACACCAACAUCAGCAUCAGCAGUCUGAAUCGGCUCCAGAACCAGCUUUUCAAGAAGCGCAAAAAUGGAUCGAGGAGGCGACGGGCCGGCGCUUUGGUGACAGGGAUUUCAGAAGCAGCCUGGAGAACGGGAUUCUGCUCUGCGAGCUCCUCAGCUGUAUUAGACCAGGACUUGUGAAAAAGAUAAACCGGCUUCCCACUCCCAUCGCUGGACUGGAUAACCUGUGCCUGUUUCUGCGGGGGUGUGGAAGCCUGGGGCUGAAGGGCACUCAGCUGUUUGAUCCUGGAGACCUGCAGGACACCUCUGUACGUGCCAACCUCAGGGGUUCAGACUGCAGCAGAAAGCUGAAGAAUGUAUUAAUCACCAUAUACUGGCUGGGGAAGGCGGCUCAGAACAGCACUUCCUACAGCGGCCCCACCCUGGACCUGAAGGUGUUCGAAGGGCUGUUGUCUCAGAUGAAGAAGGACUCUGAGGAUACUGAGACUCUGAGGGGCAGUAUCGGGGACAGCGGGUACAUUGACAGUGGUGAGGCGGAGCACAGCGAGUCUCUCUCUCCCCCCCACGGCCGGGGCGACUCCUUUGACAGCCUGGACUCUCUGGGGUCCCCCUCCCCCGAUGUGCUGAUCCCCGCCUGCAGCGAGGGCCGUGGCAGUGACUCUGAGUGUGACGGACCCCGAAGGCUGCCAGACGUUCAGAAGGACGACAUGCUGACCCGUCGCACCAUCUGCGCUGAGCCACACCCCACCGCGCCCUUCAACCAGUACCUGCCCAAUAAGAGCAGCACCAGCGCCUACGGCCCCGCCCCUCUGCGCAAGAAGAGGCCGGAUCCUGAGGAGGUGCAGACCAGUGGGAGCACAGCCACCUCCCCUAUUGGAGGAGAGCAACCAAUCAGUCGGGUCCCCUGUAUGAGACUGGGGGGGGCACAGGUGGAGGGGGGAGCCAUCCGGCAGAAAACAGUGACCUGGGGAGGGGAGAGCCGGGCGGAGCCAGCCCUGUGGGAGGGGCCAGAGGAACAGGAAAUGCGCAGGAUGCAGAAGCUGGAGAAGGCGGGAAUCCGCGUGCUUCCUGCUGCCGUGCGCUACCUCAGCCUCAAACACGUGGCAGAGGAGGAGCCAAUGGAGGAAGCCACACCCCCUUGCCCCAGCAUCGUACUGCGCAAGGCCAGCGACUUCCUGCAGCAGGCAGAGCAGGCCUGGGCCUCUGACGAGGAGGAGGACGACGAAGGGCGCCGGCUGCCGGACGUGCAGAAGGACGACCUGGCAUCCCGCCGUGCCAGAAUGAGUCAUUCAGCUCCCAGGGUGCACCACUUCCUGCCCUCGGCCAGCGAUGGCCAUGUCAGGGAGGAGUGGGAGGGGCUCCGUCGGGCGUGGCAGCGGGCGGCCCUCAGUGAAAGUGAGGCUCACACCGCCCCCUGUAAAGAGGAGGAGGAGCAGGAGGGGGGGCGGGGCCCCCAGGCCCUCCCCAACCUGGAGAAGGACGAUCUGUCCCGCCGGAGAGCGCAGAGCCGACCCCCCCCCAGGGCCCCCCCACAGCCCUUCAUAAACGCCUCCAUCACCCCCUCCGACCUGCAGACGUGGCAGCGCCUCAAAAUGUCCACCGAGCCCAGUGAGACCCCUCCCCCUGAGAUGUCCCAUGCCAUCCCCUGUAAAGAGGAGGAGGAGCAGGAGGGGGGGCGGGGGCCCCAGGCCCUCCCCAACCUGGAGAAGGACGAUCUGUCCCGCCGGAGAGCGCAGAGCCGACCCCCCCCCAGGGCCCCCCCGCAGCCCUUCAUAAACGCCUCCAUCACCCCCUCCGACCUGCAGACGUGGCAGCGCCUCAAAAUGUCCACCGAGCCCAGUGAGGAGCCCCCUGUGUGCCAGGCCUGUCUGCAGAAGGGCUCCCUGCCCUCGGAGCAGGACCACCUGCUGCCCUCGGAGCAGGAGGACCAUGCCCUGCGGCCGGUCCCAGCCCAGCACAGCGCCCCCUCUGGCCGGCCACGCUUUGUGCACUUCGGCCCUGUGACCGAGAUGGACCAGCAGCUCUGGGAGCGGCUCCGCAUCGCCCAGCCGGGGCAGGAGGAGGAGCUGGGGGUGGGGCCGGGGAGCGAGGCCCAAACCCUCCGCCGCCUCCUCGCCUCAGCGGCUGUGGCCACGCCCACUAUUGGCCUGAGCUCCCAGCUGACUGACAAGCCGGCCAGUGCCGAUGUGAGCGAUGGAGACUCGGCCCCCCUGGCAGCUGCAGACUGUGCGCUGGACCAAACAUCGCUGUACGAGCAGGCGUGCCGGGAGAACCAGGCUCUGGACCAGAAGCUGGCCCACUACAAAGAACGUGAGGAGGAGGAGGACGAUGAAGAGGCAGGGGAAAGGGAGGGGAGGCAGCCUGACCUGCAGAAAGAUGACAUGCUGGUGCGAAGGACUGGGGUUUGUCAGAAGCCUGGUACGGGCUCCUCCUUCAACAGAUUCCUCCCUCUGCCGGGGUCCUUCAGGGGGACUCCCAAAAUCAAAACCGAGGCCUUGCCCUAUACCCCCAAAACCAAGGCCGAGGCCCUGCCCUCUACCCCCCAAACCAAGACGGAUCCACCCCCAGAUAUCCCCAAAAUCAAGACAGAGGGCCUGCCCUCUACCCCCCAAACUGAGAUGGAUACACUUCCAGAUAUCCACAAAAUCAAGACAGAGGGCAUGUCAGAUACCACCAAAACUAAGAUGGAGGCCCUGCCCGAUAACAUGCAGAGAGAGCCUUUUCUGGACAGCUCCAAAAGUAGGGUGAAGAUGAACCUCAGCAAACCCCAAACCAGACAGGAGCUCAGUGUUGCCACUUCAGUGCUUCAUCACCCAGACCCCCAGAAAGACAGGAUAAAUCACCCAGACCCCGAGAAACGCAUUGCUGCCUCUGCCAAACCUGUUCCUGGAGUAGCAGAGAUGAUCCAAGUGGCCACUGCCUACUACGGCAGUCCUGAUGACUACAACAGUGAUGAUGAUGAUGAGUAUGAAGAAGAGAGCCAUCCAGAUUUGGGGAAAGAUGACAUGCAUGCACGCAGAACUGGGCAGUUCCAGAAAGUUCCAGGGGGUGGUGUUACACCAGCCAUCAAUCCUUUCUUACCUGUGCCUGGAUCUGUGAAAUUCAAAUCUACGCCUACACCCACCUCCAGUCCCUCGUCUCCUUACGUCAAACCUUUGGAGUCGGAGCCAGUGUCAGACGCUCACAGCAGCUCAAGCUUGUUCUCGGCAGAGCUAAACUGCCCACCCGUGCCUGCUGCUACCAGGACGACUGCUACCACAACAACCUCCACCUCCAUGACGAGUCCCAUCACCCUCUCCCCAAAACACAGCGCUGCCCCCUCUGCACCCCCCCUGCCCCUCUCCAGCACCCUGCAGAGCGAGCCCCGCCGCAGACCCUCCUGGUUAGAUGAUCUCCCCCCAAUGAGCGUGAGCAUGACGGACAUGCGGUGUGAGGAGACAGCGGAGCAGGCCCUUGGCGAGGCGCGGCAGGAGCUCAUGCAGAGCCAGUACAACCAGCACCGUGAGGAGGAGAGCCAGUGGCAGGAUGACCUGGCUCGCUGGAAGAACCGCAGGAGGACUGCGUCUCAGGACCUGAUAAAGAAGGAGGAGGAAAGGAAGAUGAUGGAGAGAUUGAUGGUUAGAGAUGACAGAGCGUCCCAACGGAGAAAGAGCAUCAAGACCUACAAGGAGAUUGUGGAGGAAAAGGAGCGCAGAGAGCAGGAGCUGCAUGAUGCGUACCGCAGCGCGUGUUCCCCUGAGGAGGCUGCCACCGUGCUGCGUCGCUACGCCCAGCGCUUCACCCUCAGCGACGCCGCUCUGGAGAGACUGCAGCUGUCCAAACCGGCAGAGCUCGCUGCCCCUGGCCCUGCCCCCUCAGCUGGCCCCACGCCUGCGGCCCCUGGCCCUGCCCCCUCAGCUGGCCCCACGCCUGCGGCCCCUGGCCCUGCCCCCUCAGCUUGCCCCACGCCUGUGGCCCCUGGCCCUGCCCCUUCCCCUGUGGCCACUGGUCCCGCCCCCUCACUUGGCCUCUCCUCCUCUUCAGGCCCCACCCCUUCCCAGACCACAGACUCCUGCUCUGUUACCACUACCCUGAUUCCUAAGUUCUCUGCCACACUGGAGACUUCAACUAUGGCCCCUGUACAGGCCUACGCCCCAUCCUGCACCGCCCCCAGCAAGCCUGUGCCCCUUCUGACACCCAAACCAUACAGCCAGCCCUCGAGCUCACAGAGAGGCAGCAUUUCAGUCAAGGCUCCUCCCACCCCAGUACAGGCUCCUGUUGCCCAGAGGAAGGACACGCCUCCCAGCCAACCUGACCAGGAAGCCACACCCUCCCACCCCAGGCCCCUGCCCACAUGCCAUAGGGCCCUGGGUGUGUCUCAGGGUGUAUAUGGACCAGCACAGAGCCCAGCUGAGCCCACAGAGGGAGGGGCCCACACACCUGGCUCUCCUCUGCUGCCAGAGGGCAGGGAGAAAGACAGCUCGUCUCAGGUGGAUCACUGGUCCUGGGAUCCUGAUGAGGAGCGGAAGAGGCAGGAGAGAUGGCAGCAGAAGCAGGAGCUCUUGCUUCAGGAGCGGUAUGAGCAGGAGCAGGAGAAGCUGAAGAGGGAGUGGGAGAAAGCGCAGAUGGAGGUGCAGGAGGAGGAGAGGAGGCACCAUGAGGAGGAAAGGAGGAUUUUGGAGGAGACGAUGCCCUCCCUGAGCCCCCGCUCCUCAGCAUUGUCCUCCCCCCUCCGUGGGGGCCUGUCCCCACCUCCCGGCCCCCAGGACCUCACCCUCCCAUCGCCAGCCAACAUGGAGCUAAAGCAGGAGCAGCCUGUGCAGGCGGUGUCACCAGAGGAAGCACUCAUGGGACAGAAGGACCGCAGUGAGACACACAGAGUCUCGCUGCCCCUGACCCCAGUCCUGCCGGAGCUGAAUGCAGCUCCUCACCAGAACGGCCAGAGUCUCCCUGCAGAGCCGAGCAGAAGCACAACGCCCCAACAACAGCCUUUCAACUCACCCUGGAGCAGUAAACAGGCCCAGAGUGCACAGCAGGAGGCAGAGAAGAUGCAGAAGAAGACUGCGUCUUUAGAUCGCAACCUCAACCCACAGCCUGGAAGAGCAAAGAGGUGUGGAUCUUGUGAAAAUGUAGCGACAAACUCAUCACCUGCAAACUCAUCUUCCAUCCAUCCCCAGUCCCCAAACAGGUCAGUGAGUGGCAGGAAACUCUGCUCCAGCUGUGGGCUCCCGCUAGGGAAAGGAGCUGCUAUGAUCAUCGAGAGCCUCCAUCUCUGCUUCCAUAUCCAGUGUUUCACGUGUGGGGUCUGUAAAGGUCAGCUUGGGGACACCAGCUCAGGGACUGAUGUCAGAAUUCGUAAUGGCCUCCUCAACUGCCACCAGUGCUAUGUAAAGUCCCGUGCUGCUGGCCAGCCCACCAUAUUGUGACCUACCGGGACCUCCACACAGCUCAGACACAGAGCACAUUUCAGCUUGUUCAUACCUGCGUUCAUCCCUGUUUGAGAGAACAUUUCAGCAUGUUCAUACCUGCUUGUCCCAAGACAAUCGCCACUGGGACCCCAGUCAGGACUGAAGAGUUGGAACAUGUUUUCCUUGCUCACGAGAAUCAAGUUAGAAUGACCUCAACUUGGCUCGCAACAGACAUAGGAAGUGGUUUUCCUCUGAUAAACUAACACCUGGAUGUGACAUUACCAUAUACCAACCCAACUGACCUCUGAAUCGUAUUAUGACUUGUUUUUUUGUGUGUGUGUGAUACAUCACAAUUUGGCAUUCUAUAUUAAACAUAAAUAAUGCAAUAUAGGAAUCUGCUAAUGCAAUAAUUUUGUUUCUGUAACUGAACAUUAUGCAAAAAAAGGUGCAUGCAUUUUCUCUUUUUGCAAUCUGGUCUUAAUUAUGUUUUAAUGUGUGUUUUAUUUAGUGGCUGGCUUUUGCUUCUCAGCAGUUUGUGAAAUGAAGAAGCACUUUAUAUUAUUAUUUUUAUUAUUAAUAAUAAUUAUUAUUAUAUGAUGUAUCCAGUGGACAUCAUAGGUCUGCAGAGACUUGAGUAUAAAUCACACUGGAACUGCUCCUUAAUUUUACACUCAUAAUGAUAUUUCCCAUUUCUCUCAUGUUGUAGAGAUGUGUGCAUAAUAAUGCACGCUUAUGAAACUCAGACAUCCAGGGCAUUUUUUUGGGUUACCUGAAAUUAAAGAUCUGCCUGUGUUUUGGAAUACUGUUGACCACAGUAUACAUCAGGCCAAUAAGGUUCAAAUAAUUCUGGCUCUGUCGUUUUUUCUUAUGAAUGGCAAAGUAUCAGUCGUUCCCUUCUCCCAGGAAAAAUGUCAGAUGGGUUUGUUUAGCAGCCAGAUAUUUAUAAUUCUUUAAUUGGACUUUAGUAAUGCAGCCAAUUCUCUGACUUGGCUGCCAGCAAUCAAUGCAGGGAGCUUUUAAUGGCUUUAGAACACUGAGUGUGUCUUUAAAUGGCCUGAUUUUGUGCCAGGAGUUUUUGGUUUGCUUUUCAUUAUUUAGUUUGGAAUGCCAGAGCUCGGCUACCUGCCUUAAAGUAUAAAGGCAGUUCAGAAGAUUUGAGUUAGUAUAUUUAACACAUGGUUGUUGCAUUUUUAGUUGAUUAACAUGUCAAAUUUUAUUUUCAAAAACACCUUUUAAUUUGUAUUAUCACAUAUGAUUGCAGUAAUUUAUUUAAAGAAAGAAUGCAUGGUUGCUUUUGCUGAGAUUGUUUUCCCUUGAAACCUUGAUUAGAAUUUUUAUUUACGUGGCUGGCUUGACAUGAAUUUAAACCUGUGCCUUAGGAAUGCAGCUGAUUGCACAUGUUGUGGAAUGCUGGGUCUGGAGAGUCAAUCCAAAGAUAAAGUUAUUUUAUGGUUAAUAUACACUCAGUGGCCACUUUAUUAUUUUAAUGUGUGCUUUUUUUUGUUAGUUGCCUACCUGUCAGCUUGAACCAGUCUGGCCCUUCUCUGACCUCUCUCAUUAAGAAGGCAUAUUUGCCCGCAGAACUGCUGCUCUUUUCCUGGGUGUUUUUCCGUUUUCUAGAGACUGUUGUGUAUGAAAAUCCCAGGAGGUCAGCCAUUUCUGAGAUAUUCAAACCACCCUGUCUGGCACCAACAAUCAUUCCAUGGUCAAAGUCACUUAGAUCUCAUUUUUUUCCCAUUCUGAUGUUUGGACUGAACGACAACUAAACCUCUUGACAAUAUCUGCAUGCUUUCAUACGUUGAGUUGCUGCCACAUGGUUAGCUGAUUAGAUAGUUGCAUUCGCGAGCUGGUGUACAGGUCUACCUAAUGAAGUGGUCACUGUGUGUAUGCUCACGAGAGACUAACGUGCGCGUGACCUCCGGCGGAAGUACGGGUGUGUUCACGGGUUUUUGAAUGAUGAUGCUUCUUUUGACUUUUCUUACCUAAACCAAACACAAAACGUCAAAAUGUUUCCAAAUGUAUUGGGACUGUGUAUUCAGCGUCUUGAUAUCUUGUUAAUUAUGCUCGUACGUAGGCUACCGCAUUUUUCUAAACAGCACCCCAUUGUUAAUGAGCAUACGAUACAAUUAUGAUUGCCCAUACCUGGGUGUAGAUUGUGAAUCUCUGGGUGCUAUCGGGUUUAAAAUUUUACAAAAUUAGUACCUGGUAACCUCUUAUUUAUGGUAACAUUGUAAUUGAACCAGAACCACUGUUCUACCUCCAGCGAACCCCUGAAGUUAAACCCUUUAAUUUUAGAAUGGCAGUGAUCUGGAAUUUAAGCAUAUUCCCCUUUAUGCCAUUUUGCAGUGAGAACUCAAUUAGAUAAUUUAGUGUUCCGUUGAUAUGUAUUCUGGCAGUGUUUCUGUUCUGCUUGCAUAUGACACAGAUUUAGAUAUAAUCCAAGAUGUAACUUGAUUGGCAAUUAGGAUCCUCUCUGCGCAGGGAGAGAGGUAUCUGUACGCUGGCAUUGAGAACACUAACUUGUGUACUUAUUACAAUGUUCCUUUGAAAGCAAUUUAAAUAACAGAUUAAAUAAAUGUUGAAAUGAGAUGGCUUUUAUAGCAAAUGUAUGUUUGUAAAUAAAAUGUUCAUAAUUA